CUUCCUUGUCGUGCAUCCUAAUACUCAUGGUUCUCUGACGAGUUGAAACGGCAGCGUUUAUCCGUAAAAACCAUCUGAAGGUUGUAAGCUGUCCUUCCUCCUGGUCCAUAUUGAAGUGAUCUAUUCUCGUGAACAUCCAUUGCUGAUUUCACAAAUUGGACCUCUUCUUAUCAGAUGGGCUACAUGACAGUCGAGACGCAGAGCUCCACUCUGCUCCAUCUCAAAAGAUCCCCAGGGAUCCGCUCCUGGUCUCUUCUUGUUGGUAUAGCAUCUGUGGGAUUGGCAGCCGCAUACUACAGCUCAGACAGCAUCCUCUGGAAGCUUUUCUAUGUGACCGGCUGUCUGUUUGUGGCCAUGCAAAACAUGGAUGAAUGGGAAGAGGCUGUGUUUGACAAAACCAAGAACCUGAUUGAGAUCAAGACCUUUAGUCUGUAUGCCCUUAUUCUGACCUUGUGGAGAAAAGGUCAAGAAAAAGUGGUAUUGGACCUGAGAACUCUGUGUGAUGUGUCCAUCCAAGAGGAGAGGGUUCGCUAUUUGGGGAGGGGCCAUGUACUGGUGCUGCAACUGGCCUCAGGCUUUUCCUACCCUCUUACCCAGGCCGCCACUCUGGGAGGACACGGUGAUGUGGAGGCAGUGGCCACAUUGCUGAAGCGCUUCCUGGAGCUGGAGGAGCUACAGCGACGCUGGCAGCAGGAGGAAGAGGCAGAGUAUGAGGAGGAAGAGGAGGAAAACUAUUUCGACCAAACCAGUGACUCGCAAGAGGAAGAGGAUUGAUUUUUUUUUUUUAGCUGAUGGCAUCUAGGCUAUUGCAUUGUCAGGUAUAUUAGAGGGUGUUCAAGCAUUUGCUGUUGUUACAUCAGGGAUGAAGUCUACCUGGAUCUUAAAAUGAAUGCUGUUCGCAGGUGUGCUCAAGAAACAAAGAUACUCUGUCCUUUUUAGCGACUCUGUAGUCGUUCAUCUGUAUGCCUUACAAACCUCUACCCGCGUUUUCAUAUCUAUAUGAUACAUCCGUCUAUGGAAAUUGGAAACGUUAAGACUGUUUGAUAAUUUAAUCACAGCAUUGAGAUGGCCACUGAAUCCGCUGCUCACGUUGAGCUUAAUGAGUGGGCAUUAUUUGUAAGAAAGAAGCAUUCUUGACAUAAUUACUGUGUGAGUUUCAUCUGGAGUACAUAGUUACUGUGCCUUCCUACUGUUCUGUAAUGUGUUUAUGUGGUAAAGGCAUUUGAAGGCACUCAGGUUGCCCCACAGUUGUGAAAAUACCAGUGGUUUUAUUGUGGACCACCCCGUUUAUAUUCCUUUUUGCAUGUUUACUCAGCAAACCCAAGAUCCAAAUGUAUGCAUGCGACUAGACCAUAAUAAAGCAUUAGGUGUUUUCAUGACACCGUUCAGAAUGAUUUAUGUGUGAAGGGUAAAAUACUUUUAUUGUAAUUUGGU
Molecule: messenger RNA, 1434 nt
Organism: Lampris incognitus (smalleye Pacific opah)
Lineage: Eukaryota; Metazoa; Chordata; Actinopteri; Lampriformes; Lampridae
Product: cytochrome b-245 chaperone 1 homolog
Exons: 6
Coding region: 175-774 (199 amino acids)
Source: RefSeq, a predicted model, not a curated record